CGAACUUUACAAACAACAUAAGACCAUGAGUGUGCUGCGUUGGAUUUACAUGUUGACAUCCUUUCUUACGUUGCUUGACACGAAAAGGACUCAAGUAAACGGAGUUUCGCUAUGCAGUUCUCCCUGUUUGUUAGUUUCUAACACAACGGAUAUUGUUACCAUGAACAUCCAAACCUCUUCUAUUAACUCAGUUGUAUUGGGUCUAACAAGAGCUGUUGCGAUCGACUAUCACUUCAAUUUGGGCUACGUAUUUUGGAGUGACGUCACCGAACACAAUAUCAAGCGUCUUCACCUCGAUACUGAUACUAAAACUACAAUUAUCAGCAAUAUUGGAGUUUGCGAUGGACUCGCUGUGCACUGGAGGACUUCCCAGCUAUUUUGGACAGAUACAACAUAUAAUACCAUAUCCGUAUCAGACCUAGAUGGCAAUAACCAAGUUGCAAUAGUUUCCUCUGGUCUCGAUAAACCAAGAGGGAUUGCUUUGGAUCCUGACAAUAAUUUUAUGUUCUGGACUGACUGGGGACUUAACCCCAAAAUUGAAAGAGCUACCUCGAGUGGAAAACAAAGGUCAGCCAUCGUUACAAUGAAUCUUUAUCAUCCAAAUGGUCUUGACCUAGACAAAGGAAAUCAACGCAUAUUCUGGGUUGAUGCAGCCUUGGACAGAGUAGAAUCCAUCGAUUACAACGGUGGUAACAGGAAGCUGCUAUUCCAACAGAGUGGUUUACAUCCAUUUGGGGUUACUUUGGUUCCACCCUUUUUGUUUUUUACCGACUGGAAUACAAACAGAGAGGUUCAUAAACUAGACGCCCUGACUGGAGAAGUGUUUCGAAGCUACACUAUCAAUGGUGGAAAGCCAAUGGGCGUCGUAGUUUACGAUGGCUCCCGACAACCAUCAGCGUCAAGUCCAUGUUCCGUAAACAAUGGAGGAUGCAGUCAUUUUUGCGUUCCAAAAGCCUCUGGUCAUGAGUGCAUUUGUCCAACAGGCUUGGCAGUAAAACAGAAUGGAAAAACGUGUGAAGAAAAAGAAAAUAAGUUUUUUCUAUAUACGGAUGCCAACGAGAAAUCGACGAACAUCAUUUCAUUGGAUGUCAACUAUUUAGUAUCCAAAACCUUGUUCGUGCACCUUGGAGAUCAUCGUCCUAUUGCUUUGGACUUUGACCCUCUUGAAGAUCGCGUUUACUGGACUGACGUAAGACAAGGGCGCAUCAUGAGCGCCUUCAGAAACGCAUCUUCAGCAAAAACUUUGUAUUUUUGUAACGUCCUUAAUCCUGAUGGCUUAGCUAUUGACCACGUGGGUCGAAACAUUUAUUGGACAGAUACUGGGACAGACAGGAUUGAAUUGGGUCGUCUUGAUGGAACAAAAAGGAAGGUCUUAUUCAAGGAUGCACUCGAUGAGCCGAGGGCCAUAAUACUUGAUGAAAGAAAUGGCAUGAUGUACUGGACUGACUGGGGAGUCAAUCCAAAGAUUGAGAAAGCCGAGAUGGAUGGCUCAGGGAGACAAUCCAUUGUUACAGGAAAUCUAGCCUGGCCAAAUGGACUGACCAUCGACCAGGCUACAAACCGUCUAUACUGGGUUGACGCUAAAUUGGACACUAUAGAGAUGACCGACCUUAAUGGAGCGAGUAGACAGGUUCUGUUAUCAUCUGCAGAUCAAAUACAUCCCUUUGGUUUAGCGUUUUAUGAAAAUGUGCUUUACUGGACUGAUUGGAAUAAGAAAAGCAUUCUACGUUACAAUUUAACCAGUGCGAAACAUGAAACGGUGAUUCCUGACCUCCAGCAACCGAUGGACAUUCACGUUUAUGAUCCAUCUUUGUCAUUUACAGGUCCUCACGCAUGUGCUCAAAACAAUGGGUUAUGCAGCGACUUCUGUCUACUGAAGCCAGGAGGAUACAAAUGCACAUGCCCAACAGGAAUUGUGCUGAAGCCUGAUGGGAGAAGUUGUGAUAAUGAUGGUUUCGAAAAAGCGAAUUUAGAAAAAUUCAUCGUCUUUCCUGAAGCUGAUACUCGAGAAAUAUACAGCGUUGCAAUCUCAGUAUCAGAGAGCCCUUGCAAACCUCUGCAAAUCAAAACAAACAUCUCUUCGCCCGUGGCGGUCGACUACGAUCCACUCGAUAGAAAAAUAUACUGGACAGAUGUCGCCCUGAAAUUAGUGGCAAGAGCUUUUCCUAACGGAUCUUCCGUUGAGGUCGUCGCAUACAACAAAGUUGAGGGGCCUGAGGGGCUGGCAGUCGAUUAUAUUGAACGGAAUCUAUACUGGACAGAUGCGGGAACCCGCAAAAUUGAGGUAGCACGCUUAGAUGGAUCAUCUAGAAGAAGUCUUAUAACAUCAGGAAUCGAAAGUCCAAGAGCCAUAAUACUCAAUAUAGCAGAAAGGAAGAUGUUUUGGAGUGAUCGCGGAUCUUCUCCAAAGAUUGAACAAGCGAACAUGGACGGCUCUUCCAGGGCGGUUCUUGUUAGUUCUGGACUUGUAGGGGUUAACUCACUAGCUAUAGACUACUCUGGAAAACUGUUGUACUGGUGCGAUGCAACUCUCGAUAAGAUCGAAAGGGUAGACUUUCAAGGGAAUAACCGAGUCGUUUUACUGGACUUGUCAUCUUAUAUUCGGCACCCAUUUGCACUGGCCUUAUCUGACAACAUUAUUUACUGGUCAGACUUGGAAAGGAAGAAUAUAAACAAAUUCAACAUUACUUCCUCUCUCAAUGAGGUUCUGGUUCAUGGGAUGAAGUCACCGAAGGAGAUGCACAUCCACGAUGACGCAAAAAUCUUUUCUGGAUCAACCAGCUGUUCGCAUUUAAAUGGGGGCUGUAGUCAUCUUUGUCUCCCAAAUCCAAGUGGACACCAGUGCUUUUGUCCUGAAGGAGUACUGCUAAAGCCUGGCGAUCCCUUUACUUGUCAAGGAGUUAACCGCUGUGCCCAUUUGUCUGUGCCUUCAAACGGAAGCUUACAUCCCUGUUCUAAUCUUCCUGGAAAUACCUGUCGGUUUUCCUGUGACAAAGGGUACAUUCUCACCGGAUCAGCAACGCGAACCUGUCAAGACGAUGGCACGUGGACCGACACACAGGCUAAAUGCAACGGUAGGAAUCCUGCUAAAGACUUAUUGACUAAAAAUGAAAACAGAGAUGUAAACCAACUUACAGACAGUCAGAGAUACAGACUGAUAGUUAUCAACUGUUCCAAGCUUGUGGUAAGUCCGGGAGAUCCGUUGCGCAUGAGCAGCUGUGGAUAUAACUUCGGAGCACAGUGUAACUUUUCCUGUCCCACUGGUUAUCGCUUAAAUGGAUCCUCAUCACUCAAGUGUGUUGCUCAAAGUGACAGUCCCCCAGGCGUUUGGGAUAAUCGUCUGCCAACCUGUCAUGCCAUUACUUGUCCAUCUCUUCCUAUCCCAAAACAUGGACAAAAGGUUGGAUGCAUUGAUCCUGUAUGGGAGCCUUAUGAUACCCAUUGUAGUUUUGCAUGCCAAGCUGGCUACAGUCUGCUUGGUUCCUCUGUCAGGCGGUGUCUACAAAACAGCACAUGGAGUGGAGUUGCAUCAUCAUGUCAAGAUAUCCAGCAUCCUAGAAUUCAAUGCCCACUUGACAUGACAACUCCCACAGAAACUGGUCAGUCAUAUGCGAACGUAACUUGGAAGUUACCAGUCCCCACGGACAACUCUAACGAACAUUUGAUUCUUACUGGCUUGACGCCGCCGCAGAAGUUUAAUGUUGGUACAAAUCACAUCACGUACAAAGUCACUGACUCUUCCGGGCUGAGUUCAUCCUGUACUUUCUCGAUUCAGGUCAAAGAUAAAGAGCCACCCAGAAUUUCUCCCUGUCCCGAAGAUGUACUCAUUACUUCUGCAAAGCAAUGGACUAAGGUGUGGCUACCCAGAGUUGAGGUCACCGAUAAUGUUGGUGUUCACUCAUUUAUUACAAACAGACCAAACGGAAGCGAGUUUACAUGGGGACAACACAAUAUAACAUAUAGUGCUACAGAUACAGCUGGUAAUACAGCCACGUGCAAGUUCCGUAUAAUAAUUAAGGAUUAUGAAUGUCCGAAGCUGCAUUCACCACUGAAUGGAGCAAAAGCAUGUGACUUAUGGCUGGAAGGUGGUAAGAUCUGCACACUUCACUGUAACGCUGGAUAUGACUUCGCUAACAAACCACCAGAUGCCUAUUUCUGCGGUGCGUCAGGUGGAUGGCUGCCUGAUGAAAAAGUACCAGAUUGCUCAGAAACACGCCAGCCGACGACUCUGCUCAAAAUUCAGCUCCACUACCUAGCUGAUCAAUGCAGCGAGCAAAUUCAUCACCAGAUCGCCAGCAACUUUAUUGCACUUUACACCACUUAUUUGGGACCAGACAAUGGCUGCGAUUCACUCGGGUUAUGCACAAUCGAAAACGUCGAGGUCGAAUGUGGAGACCAGACAGGAACACUUCGAAAAAGAGACUUAGGAAGUAAUCCGCUCUCAUCAAGAAUUUCACUUUCCAUUAGUUUUGAUUUCAAAGUUCCACUGCCCAGGAAUACGACUGCAGCUGAUCUUAAUCAGACAACUGAAGAAAUUUCCAGUAACCUAUUAUUAAAGUUUAACAGAACAGAUGUGAAUCUUAAUAUCAGUGGGAUUUCCUUAGUUUUCGAUGCUUCAAAACCACCUCAAGUCCGCUUCGUGCGCCUUUUAUGUGAUAGUGGACAGGUUCUAAGAGGCUCCAAAUGUGUGAGCUGUCCUGUUGGAUACUUCCACAAUACUUCAGAGUGCCAGGCAUGCGCAGUGGAUCAUUACCAGGAUAAAGAGGCGCAGACUUCUUGUGUUCCUUGUCCAUCCGGGACAUCAACGUUUGGCGCGUUAGCAUCUAGAUGGCAGGGAAACUGUGAAGCAAAUUCCAAAACGUCAAAUACCGAUGGGAAAGGGACAUCUGGUCACCUUCUCAAUGUCAUCAUUGCCAUGGCAAUAGUUGUACCUGUCAUUGUAAUAGUUGCUGUCGCCAUCUUUUGUGUGUGGAAGCAUAGAAUAAGACCUCGGCGAACAACGUCUGAAACCAGGGGACACAACAAUCCAGCAUAUGAAGAUCCAAUGAAUAACCGUGUCUAUGAGGAAAUUGAAGAAUUGCAGUUUCCGAGUCCUCAUUCCCAUUAUCAGUUACUGAACACGGAACCACAUACUUACGCGGAGCUUCGAAACAGUCACUCUCAAGCCUAAGGAAAUAGUUUGACGAGUUCAGACAAUCUGAGUUGAGAUUCUUUUUGUUAUAGUCCUACCUUCACCGGUUUAAGCCGUGGAUAUGCAAAGCAUAGGAAAAAGCAACGCGUUAACGCGGCCUAGGAAGUCUGGGGAGAGCAUAUAACUUACAUAGGAUGUCAACCCAAUCUUGAUUAUGGCAAAUCAAUUGGGGUGGGCUCUUGUGGGGAUGCCGGCUAAUUUUGUGCCGAUAAUGUACUACGAAAUAGCCUUUUUAUCAGAACGUCAACAACUGAAUAUUACCUCUCAAUACUUUCUUAGGAGAGUAGAAAUUAAAUGUCAAGGUUUUUUAGACUUCACCCGACGAAACAACAAAUUAUAUUCUGCACGUUAUAUCCACGAGUUCAUCAUAGUGUCACUUGGAUCUUGUUAUACAGUAUAUAUUUAUGGGCUCGAGUGCGGAAGGUGCAUAAGGAUUAGAGGAAAGAGUCAAUACUUCUAAUAGGCAUCGAGGGAAGCGUUAUCACGAAAAAAAAAAUGCCCGCAAUUCAACGAUAAAACCGCCCACGUAGACAAAUCAAAUCCAAUCCCUUGGACAGUGUCAUACGUUAUAAUCAGAGAUACACUCGAGGUGAAAUGUAAAUUACGAAUUCAGAAUAAAAUGUUUCACUCUUA
Messenger RNA from Pocillopora verrucosa, 5824 nucleotides. NCBI's taxonomy places the organism in Eukaryota, Metazoa, Cnidaria, Anthozoa, Scleractinia, Pocilloporidae. The record is from RefSeq and is a predicted model, not a curated record.